UGGAGGGGAGGUCUCAGGGUCGGGAGCCGGGCGGUGGCAAGAGCUCUGGACCUUUCCUUCGCCCCGGGCGUAGCAAGGCCGGGCCCUGAGAACGUGCCUGCAGUGCUGGCUGAGGGCUGAUGGCCCUGGAACCGUUGGAGAAGGCUGGCAGAGGCGUGGAGUCCGUGCAGGAGGCUGCCGAAGGCCUUCCAGGCUCCCGGGGUGGGGUCGGCAGGGGCAGAGAGAACAGUUCGGGAGGCUGGUGUGGAGAAGAGCUGCGGCGGGAGCUGGGGGGAUCCACUCCACCCAGAGGCGUCAGUGGCUGGAAGAUCUCAGAGGUGUGGACAAGCAGCCUACUAGGGCUAGAGAUGGACAGCAGGAAACUGUCCCCCCAGGGGAAGAAGCUGGAGUCGCACCUCUCCCAAGAGCACAGGCGCUCCCCACUGGGCCUGACAGCAGCCUGGGGCCAGCCCAGUAUCCAGAGCAGCGCUCAGCAGGGACUGCAGACUCAGGACUGGGUGUGCGAGCCGCCGGAGCGCAGGCGCCCGGGCCGCCACUGGAGCGUCAGCAUCGACGAGCGCCGACGGCUGGCCAUGCUGGGCGGCCGGGAGAGGCCGGGCGCCGCCGGGGCCCCGCUACACUGCAGGGACAUCGUGCAGAUGGUGGCCCAGCUGGUGUCGGAGGACGUGGACAAGGACGUGCUCUUUCCCCACCCGCUGAGGUCCACCGAGUCCACCAACGCCUUCCAGGCCUUCCUGGCGCGGAGUGCGCCUUUCUGGCAUAAUGCAACUUUCGAGGCCCGGGCCUCGAGGUCACCCCCUUCCUAAGAGCCCGACUCAGCCCAUUGUCUGUCUGCCAGUGCCUUUCCUUGGGGGCCCAGGGUGGGGGCAGCCUCUGCGCCUUCUUUGUGCCCCACCAGGGGGUCACCACUCACCCAUGAUAGGAACACAGGCCAGGCAGGACCUGGCUCCGGACAGCCUGCAGCUCAUGAGGCCUUGGAGACUGGGCUAGGGACUAUGGGAGGCCCUCUAGGGAGGGGAACACUGCCCUGGGUCAGUCUGAUGAGGGCCCUGGCAAUGCCUGGGUAGCAGGAGCUUGCCCUCGGGGCCGGUGGGAGGAGGCCUCGGGGUACCUGGGCCUGCCUGAGGUGCAUUGGUGUCCUGGAGGCCCCAGUGGCAGGCACUGCCUGGAGACUCAGCUCCUUUGCUGGCCUGGUCUGGGGAACUGGAUAGCUGCCUACACCAGGCUGUGAGAUGGGCCAGGCAGAGUUCUCCAGGGUGCGGGGUCUCACAUUGGGUCCUGCCGCUGAAGACCCAGAAGGGCACAGGGGACCCCAGGGGUGCUGUGGUGGGGUGCUGUGGUGGGGAGCAGCAAGCCCAGGGACCCAGUGCGGUGCCCAGCACAGAGGGAGGCUGUCUGGAGGCAUAGCUGCCUCCUGGCCUCUGGACAGCGAUGCUGGUGGUGGACAAGGGCCUGCGCGGGGGGUCUGAGCAACUGUGAGGAGCUGGCUGCAGCAGGGGCCUGUGGGCCAUGGUCCACUGGGUGACUACCUUGUUUCCAGGCUGCAGGGCCCUCGGAAGGGUGAUGAGCCGGGGUAACGUGUCCCAGCUGCAUUUUGGGGACACUAAGUUGCAGGGGGACUGGAUUGGGAGGCGGGGCAGGAGGGCUAUGAGCAUGAGUUCCCAGCCUGGGGUGGGUGGGGGUGGGGAAAGGGUCCUGGACUCCGUGACUGACUGUUAGGGGCCUGACUGGGCUUCUGUGGAGGUGGCUAGGGGGAGAAGGCUUUGGGACAAGCGAAGGUGAUCACUCCUGGGCCCCAGGUGAGGGCAGGAGCUGGAACUUUGCAGUGGCCUGGACCACCAGACACACUACAUGCUGGCUGUGCGGCCCACCUGGCCUCUACCCCUCCCCUUCCCGCUGCUGAGAAGCCACCUGACUGCAUUGCCACCCCCCUGCUGCCCUGACACUGGAUCCCUGGCCCGAGUUGAAUCCUCUGCACCUGCCUGUCUCCCCGUCUUACUGUAAGACUCAGUGAAGUUCCCUCCUCCUUCAGGAAGCCUUCCAAGAUUACACAGCCAGGUGCCCCCCUUCUCUCCCAAGUCCUCUGAAUGUCAUUUGGUGCACCCUAGGGAUCCUCUGCAUUUCUCAGGAGCCCUAGGGUAGGUGGAUGGAUCCUCCAGGAUCCAUCCCUGGAGGGCAGAUCCUCCAGGGGCUAGGGCAGGUGUCCUUAAGGGUGUGGGGAGUUUUGGGCAUGGCACUGGGGCCAUCAUGACCCACCCCCUCUGAGGCCCCUGAUGAUGAUGUGGGGAAUGGGAUCCUAUGGGCCCAGCUCCAUGCCAAGCAGGCAUCCCCAGGUGUAAACAGGGCAGAGCGGAGCUGACAGGUAAGCAGUUGCCAUGGGGGUGACAAGCUGGGCAGUCCUCUGUUGCUGAGUGGCUUUAAAGGACCACUCGUUGUUCUGUGACUUGGGGGUUGGCUGGGCUCAUCCCACCAGCUCUCCUGCUCUCGUUGGAGUGUCUCCUGAGGCUGCAGUCAGAGGGUGGUGGUCCAGGACGCUGGUGAGGCUGGGAUGGUUCCCCUCUCUGCUCCAUGAAGUCUCCCUACAGAGCACCUCCCCCAUGGUGGCAGCAGAGACAAAACCCUGGCCUCCUUCAGGCUGAGGCCCAGAGCCAGUCUUCUGGUGGGUAAGGUGGUCACAGGGCCAGCUGGCAGCAGGGUAUUGGCACUGAGAGGCACAGGUCUCUCCAACAGAGGUGGUGCAGGGACAGGGGCAGUGCCUGGAGACCGCUUAGGUUGUCACAACUGGGAUUUGUGUACUAGUUUUCUGUAGCUGCCAUAAAAAUUGCCACAAAUUCA
This is a messenger RNA of Nomascus leucogenys (northern white-cheeked gibbon), 2835 nucleotides long. RefSeq names its product testis expressed 22 (gene TEX22). The record is from RefSeq and is a predicted model, not a curated record. The coding region runs from base 120 to 806 and encodes 228 amino acids. The transcript has 4 exons. Lineage: Eukaryota; Metazoa; Chordata; Mammalia; Primates; Hylobatidae.